AUGUCCACCCAUACCAAUCUCCACUCUCCUAAACCGGAGCAUCAUCGUAUCUCUGGUACAUCCCAUACCAAAAAACCACAGUCUUCCUCCGGCUCUCAAGACCAACAAACCCUAAAAUGUCCUCGCUGCAACUCCUCAAACACAAAGUUCUGUUACUACAACAACUACAACCUCUCUCAACCUCGUCACUUCUGCAAAUCUUGCCGCCGCUAUUGGACCCGUGGUGGUGCCUUAAGAAACGUCCCCAUCGGUGGCGGUUGUCGGAAAACCAAAAGAUCAUUCAAACCUAACACAAUAACUCCUUCUACAUCUCAGAGAUUCUACUCUUCAGUCAUGGAAGAUUCCUCCAAGUUCUUCCCUCCUCCAACAACUAUGGAUUUUCAACUUAUGAAUAAUCAAGAAGUUCUUGGUCUUAGGUCCAUGGACCAGGCCGAAACAACACACGUUGAUGUCGGGUCGGGUUUAUCUUUAAUGGGUUUCGGAGACUACAACAACAGCAACAGAAACCAUUCACCGGCGACGUUCACAACCGCCGGAACCCUAGCUACUUCGAUAGAAACUUUGAGUUGUUUAAACCAAGACUUACACUGGAGGCUUCAGCAACAGAGGAUGGCUAUGCUUUUUGAUAACUCUAAAGAAGAGACCGUCGAUGUCGAGAGGCCACAGCCCAUUCUUUACCGGAAUCUAGAGAUGGUGAACUCAUCGCCGACGAAGAAAGGAGAGAAUCAGACAGAGUGGUACUUUGGUAAUAAUAAUGAUAACGAAGGGGUGGUUAGUAACAAUGAUAAUACUAACACAGGAGGAAGUGAUCAAUGGAAUAAUGGAGAUCAAGCUUGGACUGAUCUUAAUCAUUUUAAUGCUCUGCCUUGAUUCUUGGUAAGUUAAAGAAACUCUAUAAUUUGUAUGAUGAACAUUUAAAAUUAUGUGUGUUUGUGAUGUAAUGCCAAAAAGUAUUUAUGUUAAGUUAGCUUUUGUUGUUGUUCUUGUUGGUUACUAUUUUAAUAUUUAAAUUUCAAUUUGUAAGGGUAUCUCCAAUCUAGCUCCAUUUUUUACUUCAAAAUGGAGUAAAAAAUGAGAUGCUCUAACUCAUUUUUUUACUCUAUAACGAAAU
This is a messenger RNA of Eruca vesicaria subsp. sativa (arugula), 1111 nucleotides long. NCBI's taxonomy places the organism in Eukaryota, Viridiplantae, Streptophyta, Magnoliopsida, Brassicales, Brassicaceae. The record is from the annotation of a GenBank genome assembly.